ACCGGCGUUUCAUAAGGGGCUGCGGUCAGUCAUGUUUCAUAAACAAAACAGAGAAGACUGUUUAACUGUCAAAUUGGUUACAGAAGAGAGGAAUUUCUGAUGUAUUCCUUUGAACGAAGAAGAAAGUCUUUAAUCUGUUUGCGUUGUUUGCACAAGUGAGCCGGACGCAGACUGAUAGCUGUCCAAGGUGGCUUUUCCAGACACCUCCUCGACGCAAUGAAGAGGCUGUUCUUCAUCGAGCCGAUCGUCGCGAUUUACGCGUUUGCCAGUUUUAUGGUGUAUCCCCUCGUGCAGCAGUACGUGUAUCGCAGAUUGUGGCUGGAGAUCACAAACUCUUCUUACCCCGUGUCCGACAACACCACCCAGUGCGCCGUCAUCAACACCAGCCACAGCACACAGCAAGAUGAGGUGCAGAAAGCAGCUUCUCUGUUUUCCAUGUACAGUGAUUUGUCUACCAUGAUCCCCAGCCUCCUGGUGACCCUCCUCCUGGUGGCCUACAGCGAUCAGCGCGGCCGAAAGUUCACGAUCAUCAUGCCCCUCAUUGGGUCUCUGGUCUACUCGCUUUCUUUUCUGGCGGUCUCCUUCUUCGAGCUCAACCUCUACCUCCUCAUUGGUGCCAGCUUCUUGAGCGCCCUGUUUGGCGGCGUUGGCACCAUGCUAGGCGGCUGCUUCUCCUAUGUGGCCGAUUUGUGCGAGGACGGCAAGCAGAAAACCCUUCGCAUGGCUGUGGUGGACAUGAUGAUCGGCUUGCUGGCCGGCGUGGCGUCAAUCUCCACGGGCUACUUCCUGCAUACAACCGGGUUCAACUGGCCUUUCUUCACAUCCGCCAUAUUUCACGCGGCAAACUUGCUAUACGCCGUCUUCAUUUUGGAGGAAACCAGGGUGGUUGACCGGUCAGAGCCUGUGGCUUGUUGUCGGGCCCUGCAGAAACUCGUUUGCGGUAUCUACAACUUGUUUGCAGGAGGCAGUAGACAGAGAAAAUGGAUUCUUGUGCUGUUGAUAGUCACUUUCUCCUCCUUAUCUUUUGUCAAUACGGGGGGUCUGUCCAUGAUCACACUUUAUGAACUCAACGAGCCGCUGUGCUGGAGCGAGAUCCUCGUCGGAUACGGCGCCGCGGCCAGCACCUCCAUCUUUAUCACUAGUUUUGUCGGCGUGUAUUUGUUCUCCCUCUGUCUGCCGAACACUGCCAUCGCCUUCAUCGGGAUGCUGUCAGUCGCCGUAAGCAUGUUCAUGACGGCCUUCGCAAAGAACACGCUCGUUAUGUUCCUCGUGAGGAUUCCUGCUAUGUUUGCCAUCAUGCCGUUCCCUGUCCUGCGUUCGAUGAUGUCAAAGGUCGUCUCAAAGUCCGAGCAGGGGGCACUCUUUGCCUGUGUGGCCUUUACGGAAACCCUGAGCACUAACGGGUCCUCUGCGGUUUUCAGCAGAAUCUACGCGGCCACCGUGGCAUGGUGUCCUGGGUUUAUCUUUCUGUUGGGUUCUGGACUCUGUAUCAUUCCCAUAAGUCUAUUAGGCAUCCUUAGGUGUUUCCAUUCACUGGAUACCAAUGACACUCAGGCACUCUUAUCAGAAGAAGGGACUGAAGCCUCACAUGAGCCACCUGUAGCUUAAAAACAAGGGGAGUUUGGACACGUCAUGGUCUCCCUGUGUGGUUCUUGACAUUUCCUCAUACCGACACAUGCGGGUAAUCUGUUCAAGCAUAAGUGUAUUUUUGUGUUUCGAGUCGCUGCUGCCAUGAAAUAUGCAUUUUUGCUCAAAUGCAGUAUAUGAUUAUUUAAGUUUUGGAAGGGAACGGAACUUUAUAUUUUUCCAAAGGGAAAUUUUGUAAAAGAAGUAUUUUUAAAAUAAUAAUAAUAAAUUCAGCAAAAACUAAAUUUAUAUUUCCUUAAGGAAAUACCAAUCGCUUGUGAGGCAGCAACACAACAAGCUAAGUUUAGAUUAGGCUUUGAUUCAGUUUUGUCCGCAAACAAGGAUCAAUACGUAUAGUUAAUGUGAAGGGUGUCUAUAAACAAGACCAGUCGUGAUUCAGACUGCAAAUGGAUGUAAGAAAGUUGACGUAUCUGAUUCAGUAUGCAAAUAUAACAAUAAUAUAAUAACCUAGGAUUAAAUAAGGGAAAAUAAGGGUUUUAAUAGAGCUAAAGAAUACAUAUAGAGUUUGAAUGAAUUGUAUGUACUGAAUUGAUUGCAGAAGUUAAAUACUGAGAUUGAAUGUUUGAGGAAAAUCUGCACAUUGCUGCCUUAAAAGUGUCAGGUUUGGGCUGAUGAUUUAUGCUUUGAUUUAUAAAGAUAUAUAUAAAACUGUGUUUUAUAAAGCAUAAGAUUUAAAAUGCGUCUUUAUAGUGUUUUAAAGUUUCUUAUUCGCACAGAUUUGAGUCAUGAGCAGUUUAGCCAAUAAGCUCUGACCUGCCAUUAUCUGUCUCAUCUGAAAUUUAAGUCAAGGUACGCAAGUAAUAAACUGGUGUAGAUCAGUUUACUUUGUUUGGAGGCUUAGCUGUAAAAACAGUGAUUUUGGAGGACCGGGCAGACCAGUCAAUAGAUACUUGUGUUUAUCUGCCCGUACUUGUGCUCCACCUGCCACACACAAACUUCACUGUUAACACAUUCACAACAGGAAUGCUUAUUGAGCCAUUGGGAAGAAAGAAAGAAAGAAGAAGAAAAACCUCUUUCAUUUACACAAAUAUGCUGGAACCCAACUAAGUUUGUUCACUUUUGUGCAGUUGUGAUAUUGUGUAAGUUUCUGUAACGAAAUAUAAAGAAUUAAUGUCUGUUAGCUUUACAGCGUGUAAAACCUAAUGAUGUGUUACUUGAAAUUGUGUUUUCCAGGCUUGGAAAUGAUCAUGUUCUAGAAAUUAUUAUUGUCAUUUUUAUUGUAUAAUCAGCUCCUAAUUCUAUUGCAAAUUUAGCGUCUGCUAAACAAACAAAUAUAAACUCACAAAAUGUGUCCAGGAGGUGGCAGUAUAGACACGCAUAUAAAUAUGCCAAUAUCGUCUCGACACGAUUUUAAAGUUGAUUGAUCUUUCAUUUGAAGUCAUUUUUAAAACUUUUUUUUUUUUAGGUUAAAAUGAAGAGGGUAAGAACUUAAUGCCCUCGUGACAUACGUUUGCAUGCUUUAACUGAAUAAAACACUUUGCUUCCUGGAAA
Messenger RNA from Puntigrus tetrazona (Sumatra barb), 3138 nucleotides. Its product is annotated as solute carrier family 46 member 3. The coding region runs from base 217 to 1608 and encodes 463 amino acids. The transcript is spliced from 6 exons. Gene Ontology annotation, cellular component: lysosomal membrane. NCBI's taxonomy places the organism in Eukaryota, Metazoa, Chordata, Actinopteri, Cypriniformes, Cyprinidae. Gene Ontology annotation, molecular function: transmembrane transporter activity. The record is from RefSeq and is a predicted model, not a curated record. Gene Ontology annotation, biological process: vacuolar transmembrane transport.